AUGUUUGCUGCGGCUCACCAACAGCAAAGAAACCCGUCGACUCAGCAGUUCCUCGCGCAAACUGCACAGCGCUUCGACAGAUAUCGAUACGAAACCAUCGUCAAACCCGCUGUUGCGCGAACUACACUUGCGAACUUCAUCAAGGAAAUCAGAAACGACAGAGCCUAUCUUGCCGAUCUGUGCGACAAAUUCGGAAACACAAUCCUCAGUAGAUGGAAGAAGAAGAGCUGGGACAAGCGUGAAGCACUUUUGCUUCGAGUAGAUUCAACCAUCGAGAAGGAGCCAUGGUUCAGACUUCGGACCGAAGGCGAAGCGCUCACAUGGCAAGAAGUACGUCCACUCAGAAGGAGCUGGUUGCUGCCUUACAUGAACACCGCAACACUGAAGGAGAACCCAUCCGUGCUCAUAGGCCUGCUACACAAUCGUGUCGUCCACUCGCUAGAACAGUGGGUGCCUUUUGAUAACGACUUAGUUAGACAGGGCUGGGCUGAUGGUUUCUUCGACUUGGAGUACUGUGGAAGCUACUGUGUCGUCAUGCAUGGCGUCAACUACGGCAAGCUCGUUCCAUGGGACAAAGAAGCUGCAGAGUACCGCGACAUUGUCGGUUAUCCACGAGCUCGGUUGACCAUCGAAGCGCAAGCUCUGAUGUUCUCUCGACUCCGUAAAAUCGUGGAUCUCAUCCUUGAAGGAGUCAAUCGCGACAGUACAGGCGCCUGCGAUAAGUGGCAAGAAGUUGUUCGAGCUGGCUUCAAGCAGCUGCACAGAAUCGAGCUUUGGUCAGACUAUACGAACCAGCCAUUCUCCAGCCCGCCGAAAUUUGACGUUGACUACUACUGCUAUAUCGCAAAGGCCCGAAUGCAGGCAGCUCGAGAUCAUCUUUGGCUACUGCAAACAGAUCCCUCAUACUUUCGUCGCUUCGUCAAGGUUUUGGCAGACAUUCACCAAGCAGUACAAGAUUACUUGCGUUGGCGUGAACUGAACGAGGAAUGGUCCACUAUUCAAGAUUAUUACCACCGUUUCCGAGACAGCAUUCAUCCAGGCCAACCACUUCCACGCCGUCUCGAGCUCGGCCUCUCUAUGCUUGCAGCCAAUCUCACCCUUGUUUUGGACAGAAGAGUCAGGCAUCCCUACGGAUACAUUGCGCAAUGCCCUGGGUUCCAGCAUCUCUGGAAAUUCACCGUAGUGAGCAAGCCUCCAAGCAGUCCAAGACAACAGAUGUUCAGCAUGACAUCCCUUUGCGAGUUAUCCUCAUAUCAGCUUUAUCGCGAAGAUCCGCUUUACUGGACCCUAACAGAGCUUCAGGCCCAGCCAAAUGCGCCGUUUCAUUUCGAUCGUUCUGAGCUCUUCGCUAGGCUUGAGGCUCAUUUGGCCGAUGCAAGCCCAGAGGAACGCGCACGAUUGGAUGAGACAGUCUAUGCAAAGAUGUCAGACUUUGCAGCACAGUAUGAGAUGCUCUCUGCUGUCAGGUCACAUCGCCCUGCAUUUACUCGUCGGGGAGUGAAAGAAACCCGGAAAAUGGUAGAAGAGCACCCGACCCCUUCUACCAGAGGCUUAGUACGUGAACGUGAUGCAGUCGCAUACAAGUCGAAGUUACAUGCAUUCCCCGCAGACUGCAUAAGGAUGUUCGAGCAGUCAACGCCUGCGGUUGGUCGUAGGGAUGAAGCAUGGAUUGAUUGCAGAGCCGCUGAACGCAGAGCCCUCAACGAGUUCUGGGAGCAAGCCUGCGAGUCUCUGCGUGAGGAGUUGACUUACACCGACAUGAACCAGGAGGAGCUCGAGGACGCCCUCUCAGUCAUAUCUGUCUCGAGCAGCACUGAGUAUGUAGACAUAGUCAAGACCGAGCGACUUGCAGUGAUGGAUGCUGUUGCUGCAGCUGCUGAACGAGCACCGAAGCCAAAGACACGCCCGUCUCAAGCGGUCGACGUUUCGCCAAGCGAACCAGUUUCUCUGAAGAUUGACAUCAACAAAGACAUGGAGUCUCACAGCCCACCUCAGAUCUCCGCGACCUCUCGCGCCCUCGAGAUUAUCAGAAAGAUGUUCCCGAGUUCGGCUGAAGAAACCCUAGCCAAGGACACUGAUUGGGACGUUUUCGUCCAUGCCAUGAACGACCUCGGCUUCAACGCCCGCAAUGUCGGUGGCUCGGCUGUCGCCUUCGAACAUCCUUCCAAAAAGAAGAUCAUCUUCCACCGUCCUCAUCCUUCGCCCAAGAUCGAAAGCGUCAUGUUGCAAUCUAUGGGCAAAAGAAUGAGGAAGCACUUUGAUUGGAGCAGAGAGACUUUUGUGGGUGUCUGA
Molecule: messenger RNA, 2292 nt
Organism: Aureobasidium vineae
Lineage: Eukaryota; Fungi; Ascomycota; Dothideomycetes; Dothideales; Saccotheciaceae
Source: the annotation of a GenBank genome assembly